AUGUUUCGUGUUCAAUGCUUCUUCUGCUGUCUUAUCUCGCCCAUCGACUGCCAUCUCACCCUCUUAGCUACAGUCAACGGAAUGGAUUUCUUCAACUCAGGGACAGAACCAGAGACCAAGCAGGCAGAAGCAAGCACCCCGAGUAAUCAGCCUAGUGAUCGGGCGCCAACUCCAAGCAGUGGAGCUCAAAGUAUCGAGCAUGUACAAGAUGGAGUACCAUUUUGCGGAGGAAUACCCACCGUGACGGCGCUGACUCCUGUUUAUUCGGAAGUCCUGGGCCAGUAUGUCCUCGAAUAUGGGUCUCAUUUUGGUGAAGACAUGACGGAUGCGGUAUGGGUGGAUUGGGCACAAGCGAACAUGGGACAGGACUGGUCUGAUCAUGUUGCGAAAUGGGAAACACACUCGCGAGUGCAGGAAGAAAUGGAGAUGGCAAGGAAAGAAAACGAGAUAAAGGCGAAGGAGGCAUAUAAGAGAGAAAUCAUGAAACAAUGGAUGGAGAAGGAGGAAGUAAAAUGGAAGGCACAAGAGGAUGAGUUGCGUGGGCAGAAUAAAAUGCUGGAGGCAAAGGCGGAGGAGGAGUUGAAGAAACUACAGCUGAAGCGACCCUCGACGGAAGUGUAUUCCCACAUUGCUAACGGAAAGAAGAAGAAGAAGGGACAUCAUCCUUAUUAA
Molecule: messenger RNA, 672 nt
Organism: Cyclocybe aegerita
Lineage: Eukaryota; Fungi; Basidiomycota; Agaricomycetes; Agaricales; Hemipholiotaceae
Source: the annotation of a GenBank genome assembly